Messenger RNA from Nematostella vectensis (starlet sea anemone), 2684 nucleotides. RefSeq names its product peroxidasin. The transcript has 10 exons. Gene Ontology annotation, molecular function: peroxidase activity; heme binding. Gene Ontology annotation, biological process: response to oxidative stress. NCBI's taxonomy places the organism in Eukaryota, Metazoa, Cnidaria, Anthozoa, Actiniaria, Edwardsiidae. The record is from RefSeq and is a predicted model, not a curated record. The coding region runs from base 147 to 2333 and encodes 728 amino acids.
AUGCACAAUCUUAAUUAAAAGCUUUGAACCGGUAAAAAAUAUUCCACCUUCUUUAUAUAAUACAUACCAGUCGGUUUGAGCCAUUAUUUUGGGGCUCGGCCUGGGAGAUAAGGAAGGAGGACGUUUUUCAGUUUUGACAGGCAAGCAUGAGAUAUCUGUUGCUUCUCGCGCUGGUCUCCUGCGCAUGCGCCAAAGAGAUUACUCAAGAAGUCACCGACUCUUCUCUUGAGGAUGAUGACGUCAUAUACCCUCAAAUCAUUGACGAGGAAAAUAUGGAAGACGACCCAGAAGGAAAUACUAAGAACAAUGCCCUAGAUGACAUGCCCAAAGUCACAGAAGAGAUGGUCGCGGACGCACUUGAAAAGGCAAAGAAGAGUUUGGCCGAGGAGGAGCCUGGAACCCCGCUGGACACUGAGCAGUCACUGCAGGCUCAGCACUAUAGUCGUCAAGUACCCGAGCUUGAGCAAGGGCGAAAGGAUGUGCUUCUCAUGGAGGAAACUGCCAGGAACAUCGCAAGGAAACUCAACAUCCCUGUGUCGCGUGCUGCGCAACUACUACCAAAAGCUGAGGACCCACUCUCAGAUAAUGAAUCAGACGAAGACUCCAAGAGAAUUGUAAACAAAUGCGACAGAAAAUCCCCCUAUCGUACCAUAACUGGCGUCUGUAACAACCUGAGGUACAAGAACUGGGGAGCCGCUAACACUCCUUUCACACGUGUCGCUCGGCCGGCAUACGCUGACAUGAUGUCCAAACCGCGGGCGGCGGUAGGGGGAGGGCAGUUGACGAAUGCCCGUAAAGUGAGCUUCACUCUUUUCCAGGACAAAGAUCGACCUUCAAAAAGGAUGUCCCACAUGGCUAUGAUCUGGGGCCAGUUUAUUGAUCAUGACAUCACUCACGGCGCCCAGCCCAAUAUUAACUGCGAGAAUAAGUGUGGCCUUCAAGGCGAGUGUUUUGGUAUCGCGGUACCAAAGGAUGACCCUCAUUUCUGGGCUAAAGGCGUACGAUGCAUACAGCUGAAGAGAAAUGUUCCCAUUAACAUACGUAAGCAGGGAAAGCUUGUGAGACAGCAAGUAAACACCAAAUCAUCUUUCAUCGAUGGAUCGAUGGUGUACGAUGACGAUCCAGUUAAGUUUGAGAAGCUCCGCGAUCCUUCAAAAAGGUGGCUGCUCCGACUAAAGGAUAGUCCAGCGGGCGGGGCGAAGCUCUUGCCCCCUGCUGCCAAGGGCGAGUUCUGUCGCUCCUCGGAUGUCAAGCGGAGGCCUUGUUUCAUGGCGGGUGACGGCAGGGUCAACGAAAACCCAGGUCUAUCAUCGAUGCAUACUAUUUUCGCCCGCGAACACAACCGAAUCGCUACUGAACUAAAGAAGCUCAACCGCCAUUGGUCGCCGGACAAGGUGUUCCAAGAGGCUCGCAAGAUCGUGGGCGCACAAAUCCAGCAUAUCACCUACAACGAGUUCCUACCGCUGAUCUUCAACGAAACAACGCUUAUUGAUUUUGACCUUAAACUAUUGAAACCGCAUUUCUACAACCGCUAUCACGGAAGGGUCCAUCCUUCGAUAUUUAACUCUUUUGCGGGGGCCGCCUUUCGCUUCGGCCACAGCAUGAUCAGGAAUGUGGCCGCACGGUUCAAAGAGCUGUACCAGCCCAUCAACUCCGUCAACAUGAACCGCACGUUUGACCCCUUGCCCCUGUACGCCAAGAAGGGCGUGGACGCAAUGAUGAGGGGACUGGCUACAGACCCGGCACAGCAAGUAGAUGCACAUUUCUCCAAGUUUGUGCAAGAGCAGCUAGUACUACCCGAUGGCAUGGUGGACCUCGUCUCCUUGAACAUCCAGCGAGGCCGAGAGCACGGGCUGCCUGGCUAUAACACCUUCAGGAAGCUCUGCAGGCUGCGACGGGCAUCAUCCUUCUUGCACUUUCGUAGAGAGAUCUCGAGUAGCAACAUCCAGAAGUUGAGGAAGGUCUACAAGCACGUGGAUGACGUGGACCUGUUUGCUGGCGGGAUCAUGGAGAUACCUGUCAAGGGAGGGAGCCUGGGACCAACUUUCACUUGCUUGGUGGCGAACCAGUUUGCGCGGCUCAGGAGAGGGGACAGGUUCUGGUACGAGCGCCCGGGUCGUACAGGGUUCACCUGGCGUCAGCUGCAGAGCAUCCGUAAAAUCAGCCUCGCACGUAUCAUCUGCGACAACGGUGACAAUGUCAGGCAGAUUCAACCCAGAGCGCUCAAUCUCCGUGACAAGCGUAACAAACUAAAUCCUUGCAGUAAAAUAUCCCGGAUGUCCCUCAAUCCUUGGCUCGAUGUCCCCUGGCAUAACUUACUACCCCUACAGUAAUGACAUUAGCUGCUGAAAGAUCAAACGCAAGCUUGUUUUCAUCACAUUUAAAAAAUUUCUAGCACCUGGUCUAUCCCUGGUGCUAUGUUUGUGUUUAGAAGUUCGUUUUGUGUGAACUAGUAACUUUUGUCCCACGAUACUGGUUGAUAUUUUGUGGCGAUUUUAUCGCACUGCAAAUAGCGCGAAAAUUCUGCCUGUAAAAGCAAGCCAAUUUUACAGAUAUAACUUGCAAAUACAGCUUGCAAUUUUAGUUUACUAUUAGUCCAGGCCAUCAUAGCAAACACCAUAGAGUUUUGUAUUACAAGCACAGUGAUUUAAAUAAAUAAAAAUCACAAUUUAGAGUGUGUAAAA